Molecule: messenger RNA, 3452 nt
Organism: Bacillus rossius redtenbacheri
Lineage: Eukaryota; Metazoa; Arthropoda; Insecta; Phasmatodea; Bacillidae
Product: S-formylglutathione hydrolase
Exons: 6
Coding region: 325-1194 (289 amino acids)
Biological process (GO): formaldehyde catabolic process
Cellular component (GO): cytosol
Molecular function (GO): S-formylglutathione hydrolase activity
Source: RefSeq, a predicted model, not a curated record
AUUUUAAAACUACAAUGUCAUAUUUUGAGCACUAACAAGAAAUUUAGUUUUACGUGGUCUUAUACCAAAAUACGUUCUACCGAAGUCGCAUGAACGAGCGGCGAACAUCGGAACUAUUCGAACAUUGUUAGUGUUAAAAUUGCUAGAUGGCGGUGCCGGUGCACAUCACGAAGUAACCAUGAGCAUUCAAACGCUAAAUCAGAAAGGUUGUGGUCGUGUUUAGGUUGAGCUGGAAUCGUAGUAGUAUAGUUUAUUAUUUUUAUUUAUUGGUGUGACUCAGAAUAAAGAGUGUUGAUUGACUGUUCGUGCAGCUGAGAAGUUAAGAUGGCUGAUUCAGUAAUCAAAGAAGUUUCAAGCAAUAAGUGCUUCGGUGGAUAUCAGAAAGUGUUUUCUCAUGAAAGCAAGGAGCUAGGAUGUAGCAUGAACUUUGCGGUUUAUCUGCCGCCGCAGGCUGUCGAAGGCAAGGGCAAGGUCAAGGUCCCUGCUAUCUACUGGCUAUCAGGGCUGACCUGCACGGAGCAGAACUUCAUCCAGAAGGCCGGGGCCCAGCGGUACGCUGCCGAACACAACGUCGCGAUCGUGGGGCCGGACACCAGCCCCAGAGGCUUAAGCAUACCCGGUGAGGAUGACAGCUGGGACUUCGGGUCGGGCGCGGGCUUCUACGUGGAUGCCACGCAGGACCCGUGGAAGAGCAACUACCGCAUGUACUCGUACGUGACCAAGGAGCUGCCCGAGAUAAUCGUCGCGAACUUUCCCGUUCAGCCGGGCUCGCAGUCCAUCACGGGACACAGCAUGGGAGGCCACGGUGCCUUGGUGAUCGCCCUGAAGAAUCCUGGCAAGUACCGCAGUGCAUCGGCGUUCUGCCCCAUCAGCAACCCCUUGAAGUGUCCCUGGGGGCAGAAGGCGUUCAGCGGCUACCUCGGUCCGGACCAGGCGGCCUGGAGUAGCUGGGAUGCCACGGAGUUGGUCAAGAACUACAGCGGCCCUGCGUUAAACAUCUUGGUGGACCAGGGCACCGAGGAUCAGUUCUACAAGGAGUCCCAGUUGUUGCCGGAGAACCUGAAGGAUGCAGCCAAGAAAGCAGACGUACCACUCACACUCAACUUGAGAGAAGGCUAUGACCACAGUUACUUCUUUGUGUCUACGUUCAUUGGCGACCACAUUGCACACCACGCAAAGUUCCUCAAGUCGUGAACACUGCAUCGAAAAUAUUGAUCUUUUGUUGGUUUAACAUGGCAUUUAUAGUUGGGUCAGACACAUUUAUGGAAACAUACAGAUCUGGAUUGAACUCUUGAGUGGACUGAAGAAUCCUGAUCAGUGAUUUCACUCAAAACAUGCUUGAUCCGACUGUAUCAGGACUGUAAUGCACUACCUUUAUUGCAUGUUAAUUUGAACAUCAAUUUUGCACAAAUCCAAUUCUUCUGUUUAGUUAAAAACACAAGAAUUGUUUUUAAAUCCUUCUACCCUAUUGUAAUAUUAUCCAUCACCAUCAGUUGUCACAACCUCCUUUUACAUAACUUUCUAUAUUAAACACACAAGGAAUGGAGCGAGUUACCGUGUUUUCUCGCAUAAUCGUCGCACAUUUUAUUCUAAAAUUAAGUUUGAAAAGUAGGGGUGAGACGAUUAUGCAGAAAAAAAAAAUUUUGUUAGGUAAAGUUAUUUAUAAAAAAACCGUUCAUGAAAAGUACGUUUAUUUAAAAAAAGGUGGAGUAUACAAGAGCACGCCAAACAAUCUAUAUCAAUAAUUCAUUAAACAAAAACCUUUUUUCAACUUUAAAUACAAAAACCAAAACUCUAAACGCGAACGCAAGCCACUUUCUGACGUGAACUAACGUGUCGUAGUAUACACUUGCCACGAAAGAAUGCGGGCUAUCAAAUAUAGUUAACUCGGCAGUUGACAGAGAGCGCGUGAUGCAUCCAAUUGGUGAGAUAUUGAUAUUCGACUACGUACGCGUGCUCUAUACAGGAAGCAACAUAAACAAACAUGAAUGAUGCGUUGGCUACAUUUUUAUAAGCGGUACGCCGCGGCAACACAGACAAUCAGAUAAAGGAAAUAACGUUUAAAAAGUCUUUAAAAGAAAAUUUACAUGUCAGACAACUUCUUAUUUCCGUUAAUUAAAUACAUAAGUGGUAAUGACCGAAAUUAAAUUUUAGAUUUCUACUUUAAAAUACAUUGUUUUAUAGGGAAAAGAUACCUACAUCGGUAAACCGCAGCGACGCAGAUGAUCAGAUAAAGGAAAUAACGUUUAAAAAGUCUUAUAAAGAAAAUUUACAUGUCAGACAACUUCAUAUAUUUCCGUUAAUUAAGUAAGUGGUAAUGACUGAAUAAAUAAUAGAUUUCUACUUUAAAAUACAUCGUUUUAUACGGAAAAGAUACCUACACAAAGCGCUCGGCAUCUACUAGCGGGACCAAAAACAUAAUGCGAGUUUACGCAAGAAAGAUUUUUAUCCCAAUUUUAACGGCCUAAAAUAUGGGUGCGACAAUUAUGUGAUAAAAGAGGGUAAUCUAAUGCAGUUUCCAAGCAUGACUGAAGUGAAUAAUCAUUAUUAAAAGUUUAUCCUAAACUCUCUGGAUCGUACUGGAAGUAAAGCAAAAACCGAAAGCACCAUUUUGAAGGUGUCUUGAGUGAUCAAGUGGUAGAAAAUUUAAGGUAUGAGCAGUUUUAAAAUGUGCAAAGUAAUUUUGGGAAACAGUUUGCCAAAUCUUAUAAAAGGUGGCGAUAUUAAUCACGAAACUAAAUUCUGUUUUACUUUUCAUCCUGAACUUGUCGUGGUGGGCUCUAACUUUGAGGAAAUAAAACUUACCUAACUUGGGCCAGCUUCGCUCCAACUGUACUCGUUUCUACACUUCAGUCCAUGUCAAACCCUUGUAUUAAAGGCAUCAGUCGAUAUUCACUCCCAGCUCAGUCCACUUGGACUCCACUCCAGGUUCUGUCCACUUCAAAAUUUCAUCCGAAAAAAAGUAAGUAAUUAUGUGUUUAAAACAGGAAUAAUGUUAUGUAACUUUGAAGAAGUCUGGAUGCAAGAUUGAGGAUUUAAUUGGAACUUGCUAACCUACAGCUGUGCUCCAUUUUUUUUUUCUGUUAAAAUGUUUGUAGACAAAAUUUUCAUUUCAAGAUUGUUACAUGCGACCCAACCCAAUUUUUUUUGGCUUGGAUAAAUAAAGUGUUAAUAAAUGGAUAUUCUUUAUCAAUUUCGUAAAACUUUUUGUUUGUUCUUCGUUAGAGUCAACAGAAAAUGUAAAUUUAGAUAUGGACUUGAACUAGUAAAGAAUUACAUACAUUCUAAUAUACUGUAAAUGUAACUUAAUAUGUAUUGUGAUUAUGUGAGUUUAAUUUCUAGAUAAGUUGGAUAAGAUUUUGAAGAGAAUAUAUUUUCUAAUAAGGAAAUUGUUAUAAACUUGUUACCACAAAAAAAUGUAUUUAGGCAAUAAAUUGCUUCAAAUUAUAAAA